UCCAAGGUUCUCAAAUCCAGCCUGUCUCACAUUCCCCUUCCUAGGACGGACUCGAACGACUGGGUGGUUAUGUCGGGAGAGGGGGCAUCCACGGCUAUGGGGUACUACUGUACAAUGGGGUGGUAACCUUAUGAAACAGUCGCGGGAUCGCCGGGGGGUCGCCGCGGGACGUUGUCGUUUCUCUCCUUCCGUCGACGACUAUCUGGUUUUCCAAAUCGAAAGCUCGCGGACCUUCGCAUUGUUAGCUCGCUCGUGUCGAUCGUGGCCCCUGCUUUCCGACGUCGCUCAUGGCGUCGCUGCUGUCGUACGGAGCCGGCAUCCUCGCCGGCGACAUCGGCGAGAAUCUAGAGGCCACGCUUGGCGUGCCGGGCCCGCUGGCCGGCUGGAGCCACGUCAACCUACCGGCGGACGGCGACGAGGAGCCGCGUCCCGCGGAGGGGGACUUUCUCAGCCUCGUCACGCGCGAGGGCCCUGACGUGGAGGAUGCUGACGUGGACAUGCUUGACGGAGACGGCGUGUCGCGCAGGCCGGUUCGGCAGCUUCUAGGAGUCGAUUCCCCUUCCGGGAGUCCCGGAAGCGCGUCGGUCCACCUCCCGCAGACCGUCCUCCAGGUCAUUGCCACGUCAUUAGAAGCUGACGUGGUCGUAAUGGCGGUGCUGUUACCUCCCCCGGGCCCCACAGUAGCGGAUAUCACACAGGCGGCGGACGAAGCCGCGGCUGCUGCAGGCGCUCCCCCCACCCCCUCACCGCUCUUCCCGGGGGCCGCUUUCUCCCCCUUUGCGCCCGCUUACGGCGCGCGCUCCCUUGGCGCGGAAGGCAGUACGGAAAGGUCCGGGGAUUUCGGCGCGUGUGCUAGUAGCGGAGGGGAUUUUAGCGGGUACGGGGAGAGCGGAGGGUACUGCAGUAGGGAAGGUGCGAGGAGGAGCAGCGGAAUGGGCGGGGAAGGGGGGAAAGGGAGAUCUGGGACUGGGGAUGAGCGAGGAGGGAGAGCAGGAGGAGGGAGAGCAGGAGGGAGGGAGAUGGGAGGGGAGAGCGGGAGGGAGAUGGAGGUGGUGCGGGUGGCGGAGUCGAUCCUGUCGACGCCCAAGGGGGUGGUGCCGGAGAUGGUGCCCUUCUGCAGGCGCAUGAUGAAGGCGUGCAAGAAGCAGAAGGUCGUCAGCACAGCCGGCUUGCACCUGCCAGCUGUCAUUGAGGAGGUGCUGGGCGGCAGGCCUCGGCGGUUUAUGGCGCGAUCGGUACGCCUGCAGAACUACCGCGGGGUGCUGUACGCUUUAUGGUGCGACCCAGCCAAGGUGCCGCCAACAGUGGAGGAGGUGAUGGCGCGCGCCGUGCACACGAUGCCGCUGCUCAUGGCGAACCGCAUCUCCGCGCGGCAGUCCGCGCGCCUGGGCCGCCAGUUCGACGCCAUCCUCAAGCGCAUGCCGCAGGCUGUCGUCUUCGUCGACGACGAGCUCGCUCAGGUGGUGGUGAACCCAGCAGCGGCAGACCUGCUGGAUCUGCCGUGCUUUGGGGAGGUGGAUCCGGUGAAGGUGGCAACUGCCAUGCGCCAGCUGGCAGAGCGAAGUGGUAACCGCCCCGACCUGCACAGGUGGUUCAGCAUGGUGGCGGGCGCGGUGGAGGUGGAGAUAGAGGAGGAAUGGGAGCUGCGCGACCCGCCGCUGGUGCUGCGCGUGCACUCGUACCCGGUGGCAUCGCACACCACCUCGGCGCAUGGCCGCCUGUGGCUGUUUGAGGACGUCACGGCGGACAGGAGGGCGCGGCAGGCCAUAGCGGCAGCCAACCGCGCCAAGUCGCAGUUCCUCGCCACCAUGAGCCACGAGCUCCGCACGCCCAUGACCGGCGUGUUGGGCAUGCUGGACCUGUUGAAGCUGACAGACAUGAGUGAGGAGCAGGGCGGGGUGCUGAAGCUGAUGCAGGCGUCAGCGGACGGGCUGAUGACGGUGCUGAACAACAUCCUCGACUUCUGCAAGAUGGAGGCCGGCAGGCUGCUGCUGGAGAGCAUCGACUUCAGCAUCGCCGACAUCCUCGACCAGGUGGCGGUGCUGUUUGAGCAGGCGGUGCAGGACAAGGGCAUGCGCCUCGUCAUCCACCCGCCGCCCCCCGACGCCCUCUUCGUCUGCGGCGACCCCGUGCGCGCCAAGCAGGUGGUGGCGAACCUGGUGAGCAACGCUGUCAAGUUCUCCAAGCGGGGCACCGUCACCGUGUCAUGGCGCAUGGUGGACGACCCCUCUGCCUGCGGUCAUGCGGACAGCGAGAGCGAGCCGGACGAGGAAGGGCAAGAAGAGCGGACAGAGGAGGCGGCAGAGGAGGGGGAGAAGGAAGAAGGGAAGGUCGAGGAGAGAGAGGAGAAGGAGCUGGAACAGGAGGGGGAGGAUAAGCCCCUCUUGCAGCCUGGAAACCGCUCGUUACUGUCACAUUCGCUUACGGUCUCACUGUCUGCACCUACUGGCAGCAGCACAGGGGCAGCGGGGACAGCAGAGGCAGCAGGGGCGGCAGGGGCGGCAGGGGCGGCAGGGGCGGCAGGGACGCUGAUCUCCCCUGGCAGCACUAGUGGGGCAGAGGGGAAGGGGGCGGAUGGGGGGAGAGGGGUGGAGGGCAGGAGGGGGCGGAUGUGGGGGAGGGGGAAGAGAGGGCGGGGGGACAGCAGGGAGGGGUCUUGUGAUAGGAUGGCGCAUGGUCAGAGCAAGAAGGUGCAGGAGGGGGGGCGGGGGGAGGGCACGGAGGGCACGGCAUCCAGUGAGCGGCAGCGCGUGCCCAGGAGCGUGUCUGCUGGGCAACCAGGUGCCUCCGCCCCCCCCUCUGUACUUCCCUCAGCGCCGUCAGCAGCGUCGGCCUGGCUGGAAGAGGCGUCGUUGUCUGGCUUCCUGGGCAGUCCUGUGCGCAUGGACAUGCCCGCUGCCACCGCCAUGCAAGCCCAGCACCUCCAGGUGCCCACCAGGCGCCGGUCAGCAGACCUGGGAGAGAGCUACCGCAGGAGCCUGCUGCCCUCCACGGGUGCCUCGGGCUCGGGAGAUCUGGGCCGCGUCCGCCACUGCACGCCUCGCUCCCCAUUCCCUGCCGCCCCCACUGUGCCCGCGCUCCCUCCCCAUGUGUGUGCCGUCCCUGCACCGUACCUGGCGAGCUUUGAGUCCGCAUCGGCGGCCGGCAGUGCGCUCCCCUUAGGCUCCAGCAGGGGCGCUGGAAGGGCAGUGCUGAGCACUGUGGCUCCACCUGCUGCAGGGAAUGCGGCUGGCGAGCACCUGUCUGGUGCGAUGGAGGUGCAAGUGCCGUGUGCAGGCUCGGCGCCGAGCCUGGAAAGGGGGGAAGGCUUGGGGCUGACCUUGCAGAGUGGGAGUUGGGGGAGUGGGAGCGGGGCGGAGGGGCAGAUGGAGUGGACGGGGGAGUGCGAUGGGAGGGAGGGGAGUGGGAGAGGAAGGGGAGCAAUGGGAGGAGGGGGAGCGGGAGUGGGACAGGGGGAGGGUGCAGGAGUGUUUGAAUCUGCUGAUGACGUGGCAAUGCUGCUGGGUGAACCUUUCAUGCCAGUCGCCGGGCCCCUUAAGCCUUCCGGUGGCAGCAGCGUGUCUGCUGACGUGGAGGGUGUUGUGGUGUUGGACGACAAAACAGUCGAUGACAUGGCAGGUGCUGACCUAGAAGCUGACGUGGAGAUGUUGUGUGGGGACGCAAUCGCUGCUCCCGCCACAACUGCCGCUGCUGCUUCUGCCGUACCACCUGCCGCUCCCACUACCUGCCUCAUCACCAACCCCCCUGCAACACCCUCCGCCUCGACUCCCACCCCCCCCUCCCCUCCGCCCGCCCCUGUGCGCCCCCCAGCCAGCCCGCCCCCGCGUGUGGUGUGGCAGGCGGGCAGGGCGGCCCCGGAGGAGGACGUGGGCAGUGUGAGCGUGCGCGCGACCUCAGAGGCGCAGCAGUGGCUGCGCUCGCUGCACCAGCCGGUGGGGCGGCUGCACGGCUUCGAAGACGUCACUCAGCGGGAUGCCGUUGUACAGGAUGGGUCGGUGCAGGUAGGCACAGGGGUGGUGCGCGAGGGCCUGUGUGGGGGGCUGCUGCGAGGGGGGUCGGGGGACGUGCUGGUGAGGCGAGGGAGUGUGGGACGCGAGGGGGCGGAAGGUGGGAUGGUGCGGAGGCGUUCUGAGGGGCGGGGAGGGGCGGUGGAGGUGGUGAAGAGGAUGGGGGGGGCCAUAGAGCAGCGCGAGCGGGCGCUGCUGAGGCAUGCGUCGGCUGGAUUGGUGGAGGGCAGGCACCGGGGGAAGGGCGAGGAGGGGGGGAGUGGUGCGUGGGGUGGGGGCAGCGAAGGGGGAGUGCAGGAGGAUGAAGGGCAGGCGGGUGACUGUGAUGGUGCGGGCAGGAGGGAGUGUGGGGAAACAGAGGCUGCUCUGGGAGCUAGUAGCGGGGGCGCGAGUACUGGGAGAGCAGAUACGGUUGUGACUAUAGGCGAAGUGGUGGCUGCUGUGCGUGAAGGGGGGCAUUCUGCCAGUGUAGGGGGGGGCACUGGGGGACGCACGGGGGGGAAGGAGGGCGGUGCGAUGGGAAUUGGAAUCGAGGAGGUGGAGGGAGAGGAAGCGGAGGAGGGAAAUGAAAAGGAGAAUGUAGAGGAGGGAAGAGGGGGGAAGAAGAGGGACGGGGAAAGGGAGGAAGAGGAGGAGGACAAAGGGGAGGAGAAGCAGGAGGAUGAGGGGACGGAGGGAGAGGAGGAGGGAGAGGAGGGGAAGGAGGAGGGGGAAGGGCGGGCGCAGGUGUGGUACGAGGUGUGUGUGGCGGACGAGGGGGUGGGCAUGGAGGAGGAGGAGCUCAGGCAGGUCCUGUUCAUGGCUCAGGCCGGCGCGCAGAGGGGGGGAGUGGGCGGCACGGGCUUGGGUCUGGCCAUAUCCCACGGGCUACUGGCGCUCAUGGGCGGCCGCCUCUGGAUCAAAUCCCAGCCGUCCAAAGGCACCCAGGCGUUCGUCCUGCUCCCCCUCCUCCGCCCCUCCGCCCCCUUUCCCCCAUCCGCCUCCAUCCCCACCCCCCACUCCGCCAAGGGCAUUCCCCCUGCCUCUCCCCCGGGGGCAGGGCGGCGCUCCCCCUCCCCUUGCUUGGGCGUGGGUCAGGGGGAGAAGGGCAGAGUGGGGGAGGGAGAGAGGGAGAAGGAGGACGGGAAGGGAGAGGUGGGAAUGGAGGUGGAGGAGGGUGGGGAGGAGGAUGAAGAGGAGGAGGAGGAGUGCAGGAGUCUGAGCGUGCUGGUGGCGGAGGACAACAAGGUGAACCAGCUGCUCAUCCGCAAGCUGCUCAAGCACUACGGCCACGACGUCACAGUGGUGGGCAACGGGCGCCUGGCGGUGGAGGCGGUGCAGAAGGACUGCUACGACCUCGUGCUCAUGGACCUGCAGAUGCCCGUGCUGGACGGUCUGAGUGCCACACGGGAGAUCCGGAAGCUAUCGGGAGAGGAGGCGCGCAUCCCAGUGUACGCGCUGACGGCGGACGUGUUGGCGCCGGAGAUAGAGGCGGCGGGCAUGGAUGGGUUCCUCAGCAAGCCCAUCGCGUGGGACAAGAUGAGCUCCCUGGUCGACCGCCUGCUGCACACCAAGAGGGCCAAGCAGAAACAGCAGAAGCAGGCUGCUGCCGCUGCUGCUGCUGCUGCUGCCGAUGUGGGUGGUGGUGUGGUUGGUCUGGGGGCCAAGGGUGUGGAAAAAGGGGCACAAGCAGAGGGCAGGAAGGGGGAGAAGGCGGGAGGUGCAGCAGCGGGCAAGGAGUUGGGAGCGGAGAAAAGGACACAAGGGGCAGCAGCAGGUGCAACGGCAGAAAAGAGCGGAGGAGAUGGUGCGGGUGGAGGGGGAGGGGGGGGCAAGUUGCGGGUGUUGGUGGCGGAGGACAACAGAGUGAACCAGAUGCUCAUCAGGAAGAUGCUGCAGCACUAUGGCCACGAGGUGACGUUGGUGGGCAACGGGCGGCUGGCAGUGGAGGCAGUGCAGGAGAAGCCAUUCGACCUGGUGCUCAUGGACAUCCAGAUGCCCAUCAUGGAUGGCUUGACUGCCACCAGGGCCAUCAGGAAGCUGCCAGGAAAGGAGGCUGCUAUUCCGGUGUACGCGCUGACGGCGGACGUGUUGGCGCCGGAGAUAGAGGCGGCGGGCAUGGAUGGGUUCCUCAGCAAGCCCAUCGCGUGGGACAAGAUGAGCUCCGUCGUCGACAAGCUGCUCCAGGGGAAGAAAGCUUGACUUGUUUAUUACAACAACUGUCUCACCGUUCUGCUCGCUGCUCUGAAUGCAGCCUCGAUGGCAGUAGCUGUUGCUUUGAUGUCUGCCUGCCUCUGUAUAUAGCCGAGUUAGUGCAUUGGCGGCUGUUUCCAUGUGUUCUUUUGGUCAGUUGGAAUAUUUCUGUAGUCUGCUGGGGCCUUCAGUUUAGUUUUUUUUUUGUAAGUGGUUGCAACCAUAAGGGAAAAGGUUUGAUAUUGUAAGGGAUAAU
Messenger RNA from Closterium sp. NIES-67, 6435 nucleotides. The record is from the annotation of a GenBank genome assembly. Lineage: Eukaryota; Viridiplantae; Streptophyta; Zygnematophyceae; Desmidiales; Closteriaceae.